Messenger RNA from Sorghum bicolor (sorghum), 2475 nucleotides. RefSeq lists its product as uncharacterized. Gene Ontology annotation, biological process: proteolysis. NCBI's taxonomy places the organism in Eukaryota, Viridiplantae, Streptophyta, Magnoliopsida, Poales, Poaceae. The coding region runs from base 1 to 2475 and encodes 824 amino acids. The transcript has a single exon. The record is from RefSeq and is a predicted model, not a curated record. Gene Ontology annotation, molecular function: zinc ion binding; nucleic acid binding; aspartic-type endopeptidase activity.
AUGGCGUGCCGCCGUUCUGAACGCCUCAACGUUCGUUCCCCUUCACCCGAGGUGGAGUACCGCGGUCGUGGACGUGGGCGUGGUCGAGGAGCUGCCUCUCCUGCCCCCAGACUCGAGCGGGAGGGGGGGGAGCCCGCCCCAGGAGAGCCUGCCCUAGAGGAGCCCCACAGGAGAGCUAGGUCCCCUCAGCUCGGGGACAAUGAUGCACCACCACCGCCGCCACCGUCUCUGUCUGAGGUGAUGGAUCGCCAGACCCGCCUUCUGGAGGCACUGGCGGAUGGCAUACUGCAUCGUCCUGGAGGAGGUCCGCCCAAUGACUUCCAAAGGAAGGUAGAAGGCUUCCUCAAGCUGAGGCCUCCUACGUUUGACUGCGCUGAUGAUGAUCCCAUCGCCGCCGAGGACUGGCUGCGUGAGAUAGAGAAGAAGCUGGACCUCACCACCUGCACUGAUGAGGAGUGUGUGGGAGUCGCCGCUCACCAGCUCACUGGCGCUGCACGCACAUGGUGGGACAGCUACAGUGACACCCACGAGAACCCCGGGGGCAUAACCUGGGCUGAGUUCACUGAGGCGUUCCGUGAGCAGCAUGUACCUGAGGGUGUCAUGGACGCCAAGGUGGAGGAAUUCCGCAACAUCUCCCAGGGCACUCAGAAGGUACAGGAGUAUGCCACUCGCUUCACCCACACCAUGAGGUAUGCUCCAGAUGAGUCCAACACCGAGAAGAAGAAGAUGUACUUCUUCAAGAAGGGUCUGAGCACGCGCCUCAAGGUGGCCCUCUCGGGGCACACCUGCUACACCCUCCGGGAGAUGAUCAACAAGGCCCUGGAGAUGGAAAGGGACCGCCUGGAGGCCGAUGCUCAGUACAAGGAGAAGAAGCGCCGGUCCGAGAGUUCUUCUCGUGGCCCGGCACCCCAGAGGCCACUUGCUCACGUGCCCCCUCCGUCGCGCCCCCGCUCUGCCCAGGGCGCUGCACCGGCUCCGAGUCGAGGAGGUGGUACCCACACCGCCAACUACCACCGCCCCACUCAGAGCCACCCCGUGCAGAGUACCAGCACGUGGAAGGCCACUGCACCCACCUCCACUGGCAGUGUGCCUUUCGCUUGCUUCAACUGUGGUCAGCCAGGCCACAAGGCGGCCUACUGCCCUGCGAAGGCUGCUCCACCACCUGCCCCGACUGCGACCAGGCAGGCACCUGCUCAGGGCACACUCCGCAAGCCAGCUGUGGGAGCCACCCGCGGCCGUCUCACACACCUGACAGCACAGGACGCUCAGGACGCCCCCGACGCGGUGUACGGUAUGUUUUUGGUACAGGGAGUUAUGGCAUCAGUUCUAUUUGACUCUGGUGCAACUUGCUCAUAUGUAUCCUCUAGAUUCGCACGAGAGCACAACCUACCCGUGUCACCACGGAAGGUACCUAUAGACACCAUAUCUCCGUUAGGCAACCUCAGAUGCACCCAAAAGUGUCAGGGAGUGAGUAUCACCAUUGAGGGUUACCCUUUUCUAGCCGACCUCACCUUACUUCCGUCAGAUGGACUGGAUGUCAUCUUGGGGAUGGAUUGGCUGACCCAAUACAAGGGAGUGAUAUCUUUGUCACCGAGGUAUGUGGAGAUAACGCACCCGAGUGGUCGUGUGCUUCGAUGUGAGCCUAACCAUGAGAAGAAGGCGCCCAUGAUAUGCGCCUUAGAAUCCAAGUCAGUUGAGGAGGUGCCUGUAGUGAGUGAGUACCCUGACGUGUUUCCAGAGGAGUUGCCGGGUAUGCCACCUGACAGAGAUGUGGACUUCGUGAUUGACCUUCUGCCGGGUACGGGUCCCAUUGCUAAAAGGCCCUACCGCAUGUCGGUCGAUGAGCUGGAAGAGCUCAAGAAGCAACUCAAGGAGUUGGCAGAUAAGGGGUACAUUAGACCCAGUGCUUCACCAUGGGGUUCCCGUGUCUUGUUCGUAAAGAAGAAGGAUGGCUCCAUGAGGAUGUGUAUUGACUACCGGAACUUAAAUGCCGUGACUGUCAAAAACAAGUACCCUCUCCCAAGGAUCGAUGACCUAUUAGAUCAGUUGAAGGAUGCCAAGUUCUUCUCAAAAAUCGAUCUCCGAUCCGGGUACCAUCAGAUGAAGAUCAGACCAGAGGAUAUACCUAAGACAGCCUUUGUCACAAGGUAUGAGCAAUAUGAGUUCACCGUUGUGUCCUUCGGACUCACGAAUGCCCCAGCUUACUUCAUGAAUAUGAUGAACAAGGUGUUCAUGGAAGAACUAGACAAGUUCGUUGUGGUAUUCAUUGAUGAUAUUCUUGUCUAUUCAGCCUUUGCCGAAGAACAUGAGCAGCACUUGAGAGUAGUUCUAGAGAAGUUGAGGCAGAACCAACUCUAUGCCAAGUUCAGUAAGUGCGAGUUCUGGCUUGAAGAAGUCGCCUUCCUUGGGCAUGUUCUCACAGCUGAGGGAGUUGCAGUUGACCCAGCCAAAAUAGAAGUCGUGAAGGAAUGGUAG